Molecule: messenger RNA, 1572 nt
Organism: Dovyalis caffra
Lineage: Eukaryota; Viridiplantae; Streptophyta; Magnoliopsida; Malpighiales; Salicaceae
Source: the annotation of a GenBank genome assembly
AUGGUGGUCAACCUUCCAUCUCUUUUCCUCCUCCCGCAAUUGAUCUUCUUCUUCCUAAUGUUCAUCACAAUCAAUGGCCAACAUUUCACCAUCCCAGAAUCCACCAUAGAGGAAAUCCAACAAGCCUUCGCAGAAAACAAGCUGACAUCAACACAACUUGUGGACUUCUACAUAAACCAAAUCAAAACUCUUAAUCCCCUGCUUCACAGCAUAAUAGAGGUGAAUCCAGAUGCACGUGACCAGGCUAAAAAUGCUGAUAAAGAAAGGAGAGAAAAUCAGUGCCGGAGAAACUUAGGGGACUUACAUGGGAUUCCAGUGUUGUUAAAGGACACGAUUGGGACGAAAGAUAAGUUGAACACAUCAGCUGGGUCUUAUGCUUUGGUGGGAUCAGUGGUGGGCAGAGAUGCAAGUGUUGUGGAGAAGUUGAGAAGGGCUGGUGCAGUUAUAAUGGGAAAAGCUAGUCUUACUGAAUGGUACAAGUUUCGUUCUUUAAGUCAUAUACCUAAUGGUUGGUGUGCUAGAGCUGGACAAGGAGUGAAUCCUUACCUCGCAACGGGGGAUCCAUGUGGUUCAAGUAGUGGAUCAGCAAUUUCAGUAGCAGCAAACAUGGUGGCAGUAUCACUUGGUACGGAGACUCAUAGCUCCAUCAUCUGUCCCUCUGAUCAUAACUCUGUUGUAGGUCUCAAACCCACUGUUGGUCUCACUAGCCGUGCUGGUGUUAUCCCAGUUGCACCUAGCUUGGACACCAUUGGGCCUAUAACCAGGACAGUUUCCGAUGCAGUUCGCGUACUUGAUGUCAUUGUGGGGUUUGAUCCAAGAGAUUAUGAAGCAACGCAUAAAGCAGCCAAGUUCAUACCUGCUGGUGGUUACAAGCAAUACCUCAAUCCAAAUGGGCUCAAAGGAAAGAGAUUGGGGAUAGUUAGGAACCCAUUUUUUAAUUCAUUGAAUGAAUCCACAUUUCCUAUCUUUGAGCAUCACCUGAAGACAUUAAGGGAAAGUGGAGCCACUGUAGUGGACAAUCUUGAGAUAGCAAAUAUUGAUACUAUUGUCAAUCCAUCGCAAAGUGGUGAAUUGACACUAAUGAUGGCCGAGUUCAAACUCUCCUUAAAUGAUUACCUGAAAGACCUUAUCAGUUCUCCAGUGAGGUCACUUGCUGACAUAAUUGCUUUCAACAAAAAUAACCCUCUUCUGGAGAACACCAAAGAUUAUGGUCAGGACACAUUCAUAGCAGCAGAGGAGACGAAUGGCAUUGGAGAGAAAGAAAGGAAGGCUAUAGAGUUGAUGGAAAAACUCUCACGAGAUGGUUUUGAGAAACUGAUGAUGGAAAAUAAAUUGGAUGCAAUGGUGACACCGGGUUCAGGUGCGGUGUCUGUGCUGGCAAUUGGUGGGUAUCCUGGAAUUACCGUCCCAGCUGGAUAUGAUAUCAAUGGAAUGCCGUUUGGGAUCUGCUUUGGUGGAUUAAAGGGUACUGAACCAAAGCUAAUUGAGAUUGCUUAUGGCUUUGAGCAAGCUACCGCGAUAAGAAAGCCUCCUCUUCAAAUGACUACAGAGUUUCUAUUUGGAAGUUUUUAA